UAUUGUGUAUAUGCUCCUGUCACGCCAUUUUGAUCGACAAAAGAAAACACCCAAAUUCUGCGAGACACCGAUUGACCGUGUGUUUGUACGUGUGUGGUGUAACAACUCCAUACUGGUGGUCAGAGGCUGAGCUGCGAAAGAGAAAUAGAAUAUAUGGAAGGAAACGUUGGAAGAGAUAAAGAAUCCCACGAUACCAUGGAUCAUAAUGAGAAUAAUGAGGCUAAUCAGACUACUAUUCCUCCUUGUUGCUUGAAAGCCCGAGCUUUCUCCCCUGAUGCUGAGCUUGAAGCCAACUGUCAUGAAACAGUGGUUUCAGGAUGGUUCUCUGUGCAUCAGACUACAUCUGAUAAAGUGGGCAAAAGAAUGUACUUCAACAACCCCAUGUGGCCAGGAGAAGCACAUUCAUUAGAAGUAGAAAAUAUUUUGUUCAAAGAAAAAUCAGAGUACCAGGAGGUCCUAGUUUUUGAGUCUGCAACAUAUGGAAAGGUGCUUGUUCUUGAUGGCAUCCUUCAGUUGUCUGAAAGAGAUGAGUUUGCCUAUCAGGAGAUGAUAACACAUCUUCCCCUUUGUUCCAUCAAAUCACCCAAAAAUGUUCUGGUGGUGGGUGGCGGUGAUGGUGGAGUUCUUAGGGAAGUUUCUCGUCACACCUCCGUAGAGCUGAUUGAUAUAUGUGAGAUAGAUAAGAUGGUUAUAGAUGUUAGUAAGAAGUUUUUUCCGGAGUUAGCUGCUGGCUUCGAGGAUCCACAUGUUCAUCUCCAUAUUGGUGAUGCUGUUGAGUUUUUACGGCAUGUGCCCAAAGGAAAGUACGAUGCCAUUAUUGUUGAUUCAUCCGAUCCAGUGGGUACGUCGUGUGAUCAUUUUCUCAAUAAAAAGAGGAGCAAAUUUUCUACAUGUCGUGACGUAUUCGUUGUUGUAGGUCCUGCUCAAGAGCUUGUGGAAAAACCAUUCUUUGAGAUGGUGGCAAGGGCAUUGCGACCUGGUGGUGUUCUUUGUAACAUGGCAGAAAGUAUGUGGUUGCACACUCAUCUCAUUCAGGAUAUGGUCUGCGCGUGCCGUGAUAUAUUCAAGGGGUCCGUUCACUAUGCAUGGGCAAGCGUACCCACGUAUCCUAGUGGUGUGAUUGGGUUUAUACUGUGCUCAACGGAGGGGGGUUCAGCUGUAGAUUUUAAAACUCCUGUAAAUCCCAUUGAGAAGGUAGAGGGAGCAGCGGAGUUAAAAUUCUACAACUCUCAGAUGCAUAAAGCUGCAUUUGCGUUACCAUCGUUUGUGCGGAAGCAGGUGAGCUGCCUUUGAAAUAGAAGCUUCUAGAAGUGUAGUGUGUGUGUGAGAGAAGUUGGAGGUGGUGUUGUGAAUAUAGAUUAAGUUAUGGCUUUUAUUAUU
This is a messenger RNA of Cynara cardunculus var. scolymus (artichoke), 1380 nucleotides long. RefSeq names its product spermine synthase-like. Gene Ontology annotation, biological process: spermidine biosynthetic process. The transcript has 10 exons. Bases 154 to 1293 code for a protein of 379 amino acids. Gene Ontology annotation, cellular component: cytosol. The record is from RefSeq and is a predicted model, not a curated record. Gene Ontology annotation, molecular function: spermidine synthase activity. NCBI's taxonomy places the organism in Eukaryota, Viridiplantae, Streptophyta, Magnoliopsida, Asterales, Asteraceae.